AGCUAGAGACCAUCACAAUGCCAAGUUUCUUAUAUAAUGACAAAUACCACUCUUUCCACUCAUGCUCCUCAGUUUGAACUGAUGAAAUAUAUGCCACUCCUAUGAAAGGCACUUAACGCCUGCUCGUAAGAGAGGAGGCAUUAGCUAAUUGCCUAACGCCAUGAAGUGUCUACGCGGCACACAGUAACUUGAAGAGAAGGCAAAAACAUUCAUUGCUGUGGACGACGGGGUCCUCUCCCUCCACCUUCCUCUUUCUGCUUUUCCCGUGGGCCCUCGGCGCUCUGAUUCAAAACCCAUCUCCACUCAAGACAAAAAUCAGAUGUUGUAAUAUGCAUUCUAUGGUAGCAUUUGAGCAUAAAGAGGUGCUUUUUAAUUUUUUAAGUUUUUAUUACGCAGCUCAAACAGGCCCCCGACGUUCCAGGGGCGGGGUCAAGGCAGCGGUGCGGACACACCUCCGCAAGGCAGCGGCCGUCAGGUGCUGGGCAAACGUGUCAGCCUUUUCUACAGAGCAGGAGUCUUUCCCCUCAUAAAAUGCAAAGUAGCCAGCCGUUUUCCAUUUCCGCCAUCCCCAGCCUUCCUCACCAGGUGCCGGAGGAAGGGGCCGGGAGGAUAUGCACUCUCCGCUCUGGCGUUCACCUGUUUAAUGGAACCCCGUGGCAUCUGCCCGCGGGGUCAGGUCCAGCCGCACCUUGCAGGCAGGCUGCCCAGCUGGCCAAGCUCUUAGGCCGAACCUGAGCUGGGCUGGGCUGAGGCGCCCGGGAAGAGGAAGGAGCCCGUCCAGAAAACCCAGGGUGUGUGUUCGUGUGGCUGGUGUGCAAGCCUUCAACUUCGGUGGGGGUGGAGAGCUCCACGUUGCCCCUGGUGCUAGGCGUCCCGCGGCGGACGCUGGGCUCCGUUGCACUCUUCCUGCAGCUGGGAGUCCUUGAAGCUGAAGCUGGCGAAACUCACUCACCUGUCUGAACCCUAUUUGGGCAGGAAGCAGGGCCCGGCGGCCAGAGCGCGCUGGUCACCGCCACCUCGGCAGGCGGCCCUUCGGGUGCAAGGACUUCACAGCCAGGGAGGCACGUGGGGGCGGGGGGGGGGGGCGCUGCUCCCAGGAGCUCCAGGCCCCCGGGAUCCGCGCCCAGCUCCUUGCUGGUCCCUUUUGUUCCCAGGCACCCUCAGUUUGGCGCGCCCCGAAGGCCAACCGGGGCAGACGCCAGGGUUACAGGUCCGAGACGCUCCGCCUCCUUCUGCCACUUAGAGCCAUUAGCGCCAGCUGGAACCCUUACGCUCUGUCUUAAUCUGCGGUCACUUUCGGAACUUCCCAGGCAAGGACAAGCUAGGCCCUCUGCCUCCAACCAACGCCGUGCCUGCCGCCUGCCUGGGACACCACCAGGACCGGGAGGUCCCGCUCUUUCCCCGCCCCCCCGCCCGGGCACCGACGCCCCCAACUUUUUACGCGCGGUCUGAGCCCAGCGACUGGGUGUCUGGCUCCUCUGCUAAGGGGCGUGCGCAUCUUCCGGGUGCCGGCAGCGCUCCCAUCCUCUCGGCUGGCCCUCCUCCUCCCCAGGACCGACUGUGGGACUGAUGAGCCGAAGGAUCUGCAGGGCACUGGACUCUUCCUAGGGCUCUGAAUUCGCCCCCGCCUUCGAAUCCAUCUUCGAGGACGGGACUGAGCCUCAGGCGGCCAAGUUUCUUACUCUACAAAAGUCAAGGCGGCCUUGUCUUUUUCUUUCCGAACGCGGGUGCCUGUGGCAGAUCGGCGGAGGGCCCGGGACCGCGUCGCGCCGUCGGGUGCAGCGAGCACCAUGGCCGGCUGCUGCUGCUUGUCGGCGGAGGAGAAGGAGUCGCAGCGCAUCAGCGCCGAGAUCGAGCGGCAGCUUCGGCGGGACAAGAAGGACGCGCGCCGCGAGUUCAAACUGCUGCUGCUGGGAACUGGUGAAAGUGGCAAAAGCACCUUUAUCAAGCAAAUGAGAAUCAUCCAUGGGUCUGGUUACAGCGAUGAAGAUAGAAAGGGGUUCACGAAGCUGGUUUACCAAAACAUAUUCACCGCCAUGCAAGCCAUGAUCAGAGCCAUGGACACUCUGAGGAUACAGUACGCGUGUGAGCAGAAUAAGGAAAACGCCCAGCUAAUCAAGGAAGUGGAAGUGGACAAGGUCUGCGCCCUGUCCAGGGACCAGGUGGAGGCCAUCAGGCAGCUCUGGCAGGACCCAGGAAUCCAGGAGUGUUACGACAGGAGAAGGGAGUACCAGCUGUCGGACUCGGCCAAAUAUUACCUGACUGACAUUGACCGGAUCGCCAUGCCGUCAUUCGUGCCAACACAGCAAGACGUGCUUCGCGUCCGAGUGCCCACCACCGGCAUCAUUGAGUAUCCGUUUGACUUGGAAAACAUCAUCUUUCGGAUGGUAGAUGUUGGUGGCCAGCGAUCUGAAAGACGGAAAUGGAUUCAUUGCUUUGAAAGUGUCACCUCCAUUAUUUUUUUGGUUGCUCUGAGUGAAUAUGACCAGGUCCUGGCUGAGUGUGACAACGAGAACCGCAUGGAGGAGAGCAAAGCCUUAUUUAAAACCAUUAUAACCUACCCCUGGUUUCUGAACUCGUCUGUGAUUUUGUUCUUAAAUAAGAAGGAUCUUUUGGAGGAGAAAAUCAUGUACUCUCAUCUAAUUAGCUACUUUCCAGAAUACACAGGACCGAAGCAGGAUGUCAAGGCCGCCAGAGACUUUAUCCUGAAGCUCUAUCAAGAUCAGAAUCCUGACAAAGAGAAAGUCAUCUAUUCUCACUUCACAUGUGCUACAGACACGGAGAAUAUCCGCUUUGUGUUCGCUGCUGUGAAGGACACAAUUCUCCAACUCAACCUGAGGGAAUUCAACCUGGUUUAGAAGCUGCUGCCCACCCCUCACCCCUCCCAGAGGACAGGAUUUGCAAGCUCCUCCCGUUUUAUUUGCCAGUGCUUGUGACGUCACCCACCCGGCCAUGCAGGCCCCAGGGACAGGUGGUGGACUUCGUGAGAUAUUUUGAGUUUAGCCAACUUUUUCAAAGUCUUUAUUUCUAAAUUGUUUUUGUAUUUCUUUUCUUGACUUUUGGCUAUGAGAUUUUAAGUUUUUAAUUUGAUAUUUUACAGAAUUUUUAAAAGCCACUGUGAUUUACUAUGUUGUUGUUUUAAGUUAAAGUGUGUUUAAUAGUCCUUAACACAUCCUGUAACAGGGGGUCUGUUAAUUUAUAGAUCAUGCCUUGAGACCUCUAGGAUUAACUUGGGUGGUAUUUUUGUUUUUUUAAAGUUAAUGGGUUUGAAGCUUUUUAUUAAAUCUUGUAAUUUAGAGAUUUUAAACUUUCUCUUGAUGCUGAAGUAUGCAUUUUACAUGCCAUCAAACUUUAUUUCUUAAGCCAAAUUAAUGAUAUCAGUGUAUCUUAGUUUUGCCACAAUUUGAUUACCAUGCAGCCAAAGUUGACAUAAAUGGGCUCUAGACAGCAUAUUAAGUUGUAUUGGUGGGAAAAAAGUGUGUUUUAUAUAUAUAUAUGACCAAGUCUUGUAAACUUCUGAAAUGGCUAAAAGUCUAAAUUGUUUAACAAAUGUAAUGUAACCCCUGCCAAAGUUCUGAUGGCCACCACAGAUUGGCUGGCUGAAACAUGUAUGCUCCUCGGAGGAGGCGAUGAAUAUACCAUUCGGCCAUCAGCAAUA
Zalophus californianus (California sea lion) is the source of this 3658-nucleotide messenger RNA. RefSeq names its product G protein subunit alpha 14 (gene GNA14). Lineage: Eukaryota; Metazoa; Chordata; Mammalia; Carnivora; Otariidae. The record is from RefSeq and is a predicted model, not a curated record. Gene Ontology annotation, biological process: phospholipase C-activating dopamine receptor signaling pathway; adenylate cyclase-modulating G protein-coupled receptor signaling pathway; action potential. Gene Ontology annotation, cellular component: heterotrimeric G-protein complex. Gene Ontology annotation, molecular function: GTPase activity; guanyl nucleotide binding; G-protein beta/gamma-subunit complex binding. Bases 1791 to 2858 code for a protein of 355 amino acids. The transcript has 7 exons.